CUUGAGCCUCGUUUCUGCUUUUCUGAAUUUGCUUAGGCCGCGAGAAUCGGAGCAGGAUGCGAAAACAACUGGACCCAAGGAUCCCCAUCCUAAUUAACAAUAAUGUCAAGAAAAACCACAGAUCGUUCAUCGUCCUUGUUGGUGACAAGGGAAGGGACCAGGUUGUGAAUCUGCACUUCCUGUUAUCCCAAGCCCGGGUAUCCGCCCGUCCGUCCGUACUGUGGUGUUAUAAGAAAGACCUCGGGUUUACCAGUCAUCGCAAAAAGCGGGAAGCCAAAAUCAAGCGAGAUGUUAAACGCGGAGUCCGCGAGCCAAACGAGCAGAACCCGUUCGAGAUCUUCAUCACGGUUACCGACAUCCGAUAUACGUACUACAAAGAAUCCCACAAAAUCCUCGGAAACACGUAUGGCAUGUGCGUCCUCCAAGACUUCGAGGCUAUCACGCCCAACUUGCUUGCGCGGACGAUAGAGACGGUGGAGGGCGGCGGGUUGGUAGUGUUGUUGCUUAAGACUAUGACGUCUCUGAGGCAAUUGUAUACUAUGGCCAUGGACGUCCACGCGCGGUACCGCACCUCCUCGCACGACACCGUCAUCGCGCGCUUCAACGAGCGCUUCAUCCUCUCCCUCGGCUCCUGCGACGACUGCCUCGUGCUUGACGACGAGCUCAACGUCCUCCCCAUCUCGCGCGGCAAGGACAUCCAGCCGCUCGAGGACGACCGCGGGAAGGGCGCCGCGGACAAGGAGAGCGCGGAGCUGAAGGAGCUGAAGAAGGAGAUGGCGGACGUGAAGCCCGCGGGCGAGCUCGUGAAGCUCGCGAAGACGAUCGACCAGGCGAAGGCGGUGCUCACGUUCGUCGAUGCCAUUGCGGAGAAGACUCUGAGUUCCACGGUGACGCUCACGGCGUCUCGCGGACGUGGAAAGUCUGCGGCGCUGGGUCUGGCGAUUGCAGGCGCGUUGGCUCAUGGGUAUAGUAAUAUCUUCGUGACUAGUCCCAGCCCGGAGAACUUGAAGACCGUGUUCGACUUUGUGUUCAAGGGUAUGGACGAGCUUGGGUUCGAGGAGCACCUGGACUAUGAUAUUGUCCAGAGUACGAAUCCCGACUUCAACAAGGCGAUCGUGAGGGUGAACGUGUUCAAGGGGCAUCGGCAAACGAUUCAGUACAUCCAACCACAAGAUGCGCACGUCCUCGGCCAGGCGGAGCUAGUCGUCAUCGACGAAGCAGCUGCCAUCCCGCUUCCCCUCGUCCGGAACCUCAUCGGCCCGUACCUCGUGUUCAUGUCAUCUACCAUCAAUGGCUACGAAGGCACCGGACGCUCCCUCUCCCUCAAGCUUAUUCAGCAGCUCCGCGAGUCUACGCGACCGUCGCUUACGAAGGACGCGCAGCUGAACGAGGACGAGACUGGGGUGGCUGCGUCGAGCUCGAAAAAGGCCGCCGUCAAGGCUCCCCCGAAGGCGCGUAAGCUCGUGGAGAUCAAGCUCGAGACACCCAUCCGGUACGCACCGGGGGAUAAGGUGGAGAAAUGGCUGAACUCGCUGCUGUGCUUGGAUGCGACGAUCGUGCCGAAAGCCAUCGCACAGGGCACACCGCACCCUAGCAAGUGCGAGCUGUUCUAUGUCUCGCGGGAUACGCUGUUCAGUUACCACCCGGCGUCGGAGGUGUUCUUGCAGCGCAUGAUGGCGCUGUACGUCGCGUCGCACUAUAAGAAUCAGCCGAACGAUCUGCAGCUCAUGUCGGACGCGCCGGCGCACCACCUGUUUGUGCUGCUGCCGCCGAUCAAGGACGACGAGACGCAUUUGCCGGAGCCGUUGGUGGUACUCCAAGUAGCCCUCGAAGGGAAUAUCAGUAGGCAGGCGAUUUUGGAUGGCUUGAACAGAGGGUUGAGGGCGGGCGGGGAUAUGAUACCCUGGCUCGUCAGUCAACAGUACCAGGAGGGGCGGUUCGGUAUGUUGAGCGGAGCGAGAAUCGUCAGGAUUGCGACGCAUCCGGACUAUGCGAAUAUGGGCUACGGCGCGCGUGCUCUACAGGCGCUGAACUCGUAUUACAGCGGCGAGUAUUUCAACCUGAGCGAGAGCGUGGAGGAGGAACCGUCCUAUCCCAACCCGGCCGCCGUCGAGGAGGGAACAUCACUACUAACCGACAAACCGUCGAUCCGCUCGCCAACCCAAAUGCCGCCCCUCCUCCAGCGCCUGACCGAACGUAAACCCGAAAAACUAGACUACCUGGGCGUGUCGUACGGGCUGACGCCGCAGCUCCUGCGGUUCUGGAAACGCGCGGGGUACAUCCCUCUGUACAUCCGGCAGACACAGAGCGAGCUGACCGGGGAGCAUACGUGCGUGAUGGUGAGGGGACUGAACAGCUCCGCAGACGACGAGCUAGGGUGGUUGGGCGAGUUUGCCAAGGAUUUCAGAAGACGGUUCUUGACGCUGCUGUCGUACAAGUUCCGGGAGUUUGGGGCGGUGAUGGCGCUGAGCGUGCUGGAAGGUGCGAAUGCAGGCGUUAAAUAUGCCGAGGAGCAGUCUCGACCAUUGACGUCCACCGAGCUGUCCUUCCUGUUCUCGCCGUUUGACCUCAAGCGGUUGGAGUCGUACGCAAAUAACAUGCUGGACUACCACGUUAUCCUGGAUUUGCUACCGACGGUGGCUCAACUGUAUUUCGAGAAGCGGCUGGGCAAAGCGCCUGGAGAAGGAGGGGAUGGCGAAGAGGAGGUGCGGCUGAGCGCGGUCCAGAGCUCGAUCUUGGUCGCACUGGGGUCGCAGCGGAAGACCGUUGAGGAGGUCGAGAGUGAGCUGCAGCUCCCAGUGUCGCAGACGCUAGCACUGUUUGUCAAGCUCAUCCGGAAGAUCUCCAAGCGGCUCGUGCACAUCCAAAAAGCGGCGAUAAGCGCCGAGUUGCCGCCCCCGCCCCAAUCGCGCACGAGAGACGUGGACAUGGCCGACGGGGAGAGGCAGUGGAAGCCCGUGCAGCAGCGGCUGGAGGACGAGCUCCAGGAGGCCGGGAACGAGGAAGUUAGAAAGAUGAAGGAGAAGCAGCGGGAGCUGAUCGACAGCCUUGAUCUGAGCAAGUACGCGAUUAAUGAUUCGGCUGUGGAUUGGUCGGUCGCGGAGCAGCAGAUCGCGGGCGCGGGCGGGAAGCAGGGAAAGUCGACGGUCGUUAGCGUCAAGAGCACGACGUUGGGAGGGGCUGGAGGGGUGAAGAGGAAGGCGGGGGAGGAAGAGGCGGGUGCCAAGGAGGGCAAGAAGAAAACCCGGCGUGCUAUGAAGAAAGGGGGUAAGUAGUGAGAUACUUGCCCUCGAUCUGCCGUGUAUAUCCUCGUAUGAGGCGCUUGGGAUGAUCUAUCACUCUUUCAUCGCCUCGUUAGAGUACUUGCUACAAACAGAUAACGGUUUACCUUGA
Gloeophyllum trabeum ATCC 11539 is the source of this 3393-nucleotide messenger RNA. RefSeq names its product DUF699-domain-containing protein. Gene Ontology annotation, molecular function: tRNA binding; 18S rRNA cytidine N-acetyltransferase activity; ATP binding. Gene Ontology annotation, cellular component: nucleolus; 90S preribosome. The transcript has 12 exons. Lineage: Eukaryota; Fungi; Basidiomycota; Agaricomycetes; Gloeophyllales; Gloeophyllaceae. Bases 57 to 3275 code for a protein of 1072 amino acids. Gene Ontology annotation, biological process: rRNA acetylation involved in maturation of SSU-rRNA. The record is from RefSeq and is a predicted model, not a curated record.